Messenger RNA from Oppia nitens, 1540 nucleotides. RefSeq names its product circumsporozoite protein-like. Bases 44 to 1474 code for a protein of 476 amino acids. The transcript has a single exon. The record is from RefSeq and is a predicted model, not a curated record. NCBI's taxonomy places the organism in Eukaryota, Metazoa, Arthropoda, Arachnida, Sarcoptiformes, Oppiidae.
AGUUAUUUGAUUAAUUUAUUUAACAAACAAACAAACAAAUAUAAUGACUCAGCAAAAUCAUCUAUUGAUUAUAUUGAACGUAUUGAUUUUGAUGAUGAUGAUGAUCAUCCUAGUUAGUCAUCAUCAUCAUCAUCAAGUUGAAUGUAGUGGUGGUGGUGGUGGUGAUGGUAUGCUAGAUAUGCCCGAAUCGUUUAUGAAUGAUUUUUUUGGUGAUGAUAGCGCUAAAAAAGUGUCUAGAAAAAACAAACAUGCUAAACCAACUAGCGUUGACAAAAACGAUGAUGCUGCUGAUGAUGCAGAUGAUAAUGAUCAUGAUGAUAAUCCUACUACUAUUACUACUACUAGUAGUAGUAGUAGUAGUGACUCUAUUGUUAAUACUGCUGCCGGUGCAGCUCCUGGUACCGCCAUUGUUAAUACAGCUGCCGGUACAGCUCCUGGUGCCGCCAUUGGAAAUACUGCUGCCGGUCCAGCUCCUGGUGCCGCCAUUGGUAAUACUGCUGCUGGCGGUCCAGCUCCUGGUGCCGCCAUUGGUAAUACUGCUGCUGGCGGUUCAGCUCCUGGUGCCGCCAUUGGUAAUACUGCUGCUGGCGGUCCAGCUCCUGGUGCCGCCAUUGGUAAUACUGCUGCUGGCGGUUCAGCUCCUGGUGCCGCCAUUGGUAAUACUGCUGCUGGCGGUCCAGCUCCUGGUGCCGCCAUUGGUAAUACUGCUGCUGGCGGUCCAGCUCCUGGUGCCGCCAUUGGUAAUACUGCUGCUGGCGGUCCAGCUCCUGGUGCCGCCAUUGGUAAUACUGCUGCUGGCGGUCCAGCUCCUGGUGCCGCCAUUGGUAAUACUGCUGCUGGCGGUCCAGCUCCUGGUGCCGCCAUUGGUAAUACUGCUGCUGGCGGUCCAGCUCCUGGUGCCGCCAUUGGUAAUACUGCUGCUGGCGGUUCAGCUCCUGGUGCCGCCAUUGGUAAUACUGCUGCUGGCGGUCCAGCUCCUGGUGCCGCCAUUGGUAAUACUGCUGCUGGCGGUCCAGCUCCUGGUGCCGCCAUUGGUAAUACUGCUGCUGGCGAUCCUGCUCCUGGUACCGCCAUUGUUAAUACAGCUGCCGGUACAGCUCCUGGUGCCGCCAUUGGUAAUACUGCUGCUGGCGGUCCAGCUCCUGGUGCCGCCAUUGGUAAUACUGCUGCUGGCGGUCCAGCUCCUGGUGCCGCCAUUGGUAAUACUGCUGCUGGCGAUCCUGCUCCUGGUGCCGCCAUUAUUAAUACUGCUGCCGGUGCAGCUCCUGGUGCCGCCAUUAUUAAUGCUGCUGCCGGUCCAGCUCCUGGUGCCGCCAUUAUUAAUACUGCUGCCUUUGCAGCUCCUGGUACCGCCAUUGUUAAUACAGCUGCCGGUCCAACUCCUGGUGCCGCCAUUGCUAAUACUGUUUCUACUACAACUAGCUAUAGUACCGGUGCCGCUAAUGCUAAUCCUAAUACUAAAAACCAUUGGUAAUUAUUGCUACACAAUGUUAAAAUUGAAAUCAAUUUUUAUAAUAAUAUUAUAACUGUUAUUAUUAUU